CUUGCUUGAAUGAACUUUUGUUUGAUUUGGACUGAAUGAACAUUUGAAUAGAUUUUAAGCUUUUCGUCAUUUAUAUAUAACUUAAUGUUAUUUAUCCAAUAAAUGUAAAGAUGUCAGCCAAAACUGGAAUAAAUGAUUUAUUAUUAAAUCAGUUGAUAGAACAUUUUUACAAUGGGAAUCUUAACUUUUGUUUGCAAAAAGACGAUAUUGACACCAUGAAUUGGGACUUCCAGCAAGCAUUCCUGGAUGCUACAGUAAACAGUGAAUUAUUAAAACAAUACCCAAUAAGUGGUAAAUUUGCUAGUUUAUAUUUAAAGAAAAUAAUUCAGAAUUUAGAACCAAACCAGGAAGUUCAUGACGAUUUCUACUCUCAAUUGUGUACAACGAUGAACAAUUUGAAUCAAGAUGGUUUUAGUUACAGACAUUAUUUAAUAGGAAAUGACACAAAUAAUAUUGUAACUAUUAAAGAAACCAGGAAUAUGGUUGUUAAUGGAACUACUGGGCUGAAAACUUGGGAGGCUGCACUGAUGUUAUCAGAUUGGGCACUUUGCAAUCCAGAGAUAUUUGCUAACAAAAACAUACAAGAACUGGGCUGUGGUGUGGGCUUCACUGGCAUAACAAUUAGCAAGCUCUGCAAUGUUAAAUCUCUAACCUUUACUGAUUGUCACAAUGAUGUGUUGAAGACUGUAUGUGAAAAUAUACAAAUAAAUUUCCCACAUUAUAAGCAAGAGACGGCUCAUGACAUCACUAUGUUCAAAGAUCAAGAGAAAUCUUUGAGUGUGAUGAUGCUGGACUGGAAUACCAUUGACAAUUUACCAGAUAAUGUUAUACCAGACAUAGUGAUCGGAGCUGAUAUAGUAUAUGACCCGUCCAUUCUAAUACCACUAUGCAAUGUUAUAAAAACCUUCUGCACAAGAAAUAAGCGUCUAGAAGUGUAUAUUGCCAGUGUUAUUAGAAAUGAAGAGACCUUUGCUCUUUUCUUGAAAACAUUAGAUAAAAUGGACCUGGAGUUUGAAAAAAUACAACUUAACAAAAGUGUGUUAAUAAAGUGGGAUGAGAGUAUAGAUAAAUGUUUGUUAAAAAUAAAUGCAAAGUUAGAAUAAA
Molecule: messenger RNA, 1104 nt
Organism: Helicoverpa armigera (cotton bollworm)
Lineage: Eukaryota; Metazoa; Arthropoda; Insecta; Lepidoptera; Noctuidae
Product: protein-lysine N-methyltransferase EEF2KMT
Exons: 5
Coding region: 111-1103 (330 amino acids)
Source: RefSeq, a predicted model, not a curated record